This is a messenger RNA of Euleptes europaea (tarantolino), 989 nucleotides long. It is a transcript of the gene TYW5, whose product is annotated as tRNA-yW synthesizing protein 5. NCBI's taxonomy places the organism in Eukaryota, Metazoa, Chordata, Lepidosauria, Squamata, Sphaerodactylidae. The transcript is spliced from 8 exons. Gene Ontology annotation, biological process: wybutosine biosynthetic process. The record is from RefSeq and is a predicted model, not a curated record. The coding region runs from base 1 to 987 and encodes 328 amino acids. Gene Ontology annotation, molecular function: tRNA binding; 2-oxoglutarate-dependent dioxygenase activity.
AUGGGCGAGAGGGAGGCUGAGCUGGGCGCCUUGGCCAUGGAGGGGCAGCCGGUCAUCGCCCUGGCUCAGUACCCUGGAGUCUCCCGGGAGCGCUUCCUGCAGGAGAUCUACCCACUGAGAAAGCCGGCAGUACUGAAAGGCAUAGAUUUGGGCCCCUGCACAGCCAAAUGGACCGUGGAUUACCUUAGUCAAGCAGUAGGAAGUAAAGAAGUCAAGGUUCACGUCUCUGCUGUGCCACAGAUGGAUUUCCUCAGUAAGAACUUUGUGUAUAGAACACUGCCCUUUGAUGAAUUUGUAAAGAGAGCAGCUGAACCCAAACACACGGAGUACUUUAUUUCUGAGGAUGAAAAGUAUUAUCUGCGCUCUCUUGGCGAAGACCCUCGGAAGGAUAUCGCAGACCUCAGAAAACAGUUUCCCCUGCUGGCGGAUGACAUUUGGAUCCCUGAAUACUUUGAGAAGGAGCAGCUCUUCUCCACGGUCUUCCGCAUCGGCUCAGCAGGACUACAGCUUUGGACCCAUUAUGAUGUAAUGGAUAACUUCUUGAUUCAAGUGAUGGGGAAGAAACGAGUCGUAUUGUACAGCCCUCGGGAUGCCCCUUAUUUGUAUUUAUCAGGCACCAAGUCAGAGGUGUUGGAUGUGGACAUGCCGGAUUUGAAGAGAUAUCCUCUCUUUGCCAAGGCCAAACGUUAUGAGUGUGUUCUCAACGCAGGAGAUGUUUUGUUCAUACCAGCUCUGUGGUUCCACAAUGUGACUUCGGAGGAGUUUGGGGUUGGAGUCAAUGUCUUUUGGAAACACCUCCCUGCUGAAUGUUACGACAAGACAGACACUUAUGGAAACAAAGAUCUCGCUGCAGCCUCAAGAGCAGCUCAGAUUUUGGACAGGGCAUUGAAGACACUCGACGAGCUGCCUGAGGAAUACAGAGACUUCUACGGCCGGAGAAUGGUUUUACUUAUCCAAGAAAAAAUGUAUAGCACAAAUUAUGAAUAAAG